This is a messenger RNA of Chironomus riparius, 5836 nucleotides long. NCBI's taxonomy places the organism in Eukaryota, Metazoa, Arthropoda, Insecta, Diptera, Chironomidae. The record is from the annotation of a GenBank genome assembly.
GAAUUUUUCUGUCAAAUUUGACAACUAUCGAGAAGUUAUCGUCGUUCUCCAACAUUUGUGCUAAAAGUUUGCGAGAAAUUUCGUAAAAAUUUGCCAAAAAAUUGUAAAAUAAAAAUUUUCACCCCAAAAUCGAAUUAAAAUUGUGAAAAAUAAAUUUAUUAGGCACAAUAAUGCAAUGACAGAGAGACCACCAGCAUCAUUUCGUCAGCAAUUGCGGGCCAGUAUUGUCCGAAAUCUUCGAUUGAAGAUCCGCGACUCGAGGAAGACGACAGCUGAAAUUUUUCUGCCACUUUACACCCUCGGAACCCUCAUUGUGCUGAAAAUUUUAAUUCCUAAUCCGAAUUUUCCGGCAAUUUUAGAGCCACAUGGAACUGGAAAGGUCUUUGAACAGUUUGAUGCAUUAAAAAAUCACACGGUAGCUGUUGUGCAAAAUGGAAAUGGCAGUCGACAUCACACAGUGCAGUAUCUCGAUGCAGUCAACAACCUGUACUCAUCCAUGCAUCCAGCAUCUGAUACAUUUAAAAUCAGCUGGCAAUUCUACGACAAACAAUCAGAGCUAAUUGCUGCAUAUUGGCGGGAUCCAUACUCAAUGCCACUUGCUCUAGUAUUCCACAAUGAUGAUCCAUAUAAUGGUCAACUUGACUAUGAGAUUCGAACUAAUCCAUCAUUUUAUGUGGCACCAUCAACAACUGAACUGUUCUCGAAUCCUGUGUCUUGUAGGCAGAAUGAUGAUAAUUAUUUAGCGCAAAUGAUCCCAAUUGAGAUGGGUGAUGCGUGUCCUGUUAAUCAGUAUUACUAUUCUGGAUUCAUCGCGUUACAGACGUUGCUCGAUUAUACUAAAAUUAGUCUAACAUCAUCAUGUACAGACUUUCGUCUGCCAACAAUAUUUCUCGAAAUGUUUCCAAAAGAGCCCUACACUGGCAACUGGCUCGUUGCAUUUCGUGUCGUCAUUCCAAUCUACAUGGUCAUGGCAUUAUCACAAUUCAUAACAUAUCUGCUCAUAUUGAUUGUUGGUGAGAAGGAGAAGCAUAUUAAGGAAGGCUUAAAGAUUAUUGGCCUACGUGAUUCUGUAUUUUGGGCUGCUUGGUUCGCUAUAUACGGAGUGUUUGUAACAUUCUUAACAUUAGUAUCGGUUGUGCUGCUUUUUACACUUGGAGUAUUUCAGUAUACGAAUUAUUUUCCAGUAUUUUUGCUCAUUCUGCUGUAUAGUCUUAGUGUCAUUGUCAUUGGAUUCAUGAUUACACCAUUCUUCGAUAAUUCCAGGACCGCUGGAAUUCUCGGCAACUUCAUUGUCAAUAUCAUGUCAUUAUUUUACUUUAUUCAAGUAUUUCUGGACAGUGAAGAAACAUCUGCGGCAUUAUGGAUAGUUUCGCUCAUAUCACCAACAGGGUUUGCACUAGCUAUGGAUAAGAUUAUGGUUUUAGACAUUAAGGGUGAAGGAGUUACGUUAAGUAACUUAUGGAGUGGUCCUGGCAUCCCACUCGGUGGAUCAAUCCUUAUGAUGGCAUUCGAUAUAAUCUUGUAUUCACUUCUGGCUUUAUAUUUGGAUGCUGUUGUACCGAGUGAACAUGGAACUAAGCAGACUCCAUGUUUCUGCUUCUAUCCAUCAUUUUGGAUAACUAAGAAGGAAGUCAAGGUUCCAUUACUGAAUGGGGAAUCAACAGUUAAUUCAUUCAACAAUUAUGAAGCUGAUGUUGAGCCUGUACCAAGAGAAAUGAGAGGUAGAGAAGCUAUCAAGAUUGUGGAUCUGGUUAAAGUGUUCAAUACUUGUUGCAAUGAUGAGCCUGUCACAGCUAUCAAUGGAAUCAAUUUAACAAUUUAUGAAGGUCAAAUAACAGCAAUCCUAGGUCACAAUGGAGCCGGCAAGUCAACACUCUUCAAUGUCAUGACAGGCUUAACAUCACCAACUUAUGGAACCUGCUAUGUCUUUGGAUAUGACAUCAGAAACCAUUCAGAUAUGACAAUGAUCAGAAGAAUGACUGGUGUCUGUCCACAACAUGACAUUCUCUUCGACGACUUAACACCAAGAGAACAUUUAUACUUCUUUGCUGCUGUUCGAGGCAUUGAUGAGUCAGAAAUUGAAAGUGAAGUCACCAAGACGAUUAAGGAUUGCGAUCUGGGAGAGAAUAGCGACACAGUUGUGAAGCAUUUGAGUGGUGGACAGAAAAGGAAGUUGUCUGUUGGAAUUGCUAUCAUUGGAGAUCCACGGAUUAUUAUAUUUGACGAGCCAACAGCUGGUGUUGAUCCUUAUUCGAGAAGAUGUUUGUGGCAGUUGCUGCAGUCGAUUAAGAAGGGGAAGGUUAUAUUGCUGACGACGCAUUUUAUGGAUGAAGCUGACAUCCUAGCAGACCGCAAAGCAGUCAUAACACAAGGACGACUUCGUUGUUGCGGCACAUCGCUAUUUCUGAAAAACAAAUUCGGUAUUGGCUAUCAUUUAACAUUAGUCCUCGACUUAAAAGCUAGAACAACCCCGAUUUCAAACUUAAUAAAUCUUCAUGUACCUAAAGCUGAGAAGGCACGACACCAUGGACGAGAAUUGAGUUACAUAUUGCCACAUGAUGCUGUCCAUAAUUUUGCGCCCUUAUUCAGUGACAUUGAGGGAAGCACUGGACAACAGUUGGGAAUAUUAAGCUAUGGAGUGUCGAUGACAACAUUAGAAGAAGUCUUUCUGCAACUAGAAAAUGACAAAGAAGGCGAAGACUACGAAAGUCACACAAAGAUCGUUCAAUCUCGAGCAAUAAGUCGCAGCAUGUCACUCCAAGGACGCUCUGGUAGCUCAACAUCUGUUGUCAUUGAACCCACCGAGUCAUAUGACAUGAAAGGAACAAUUCGCUCGUUACCUGAACGUAAAUCAAUGGCUUAUGCAGUUGAACAUAUUGAAAUAGACACCAGCGAUGAGCCACCAUUAAUAAGAUCAAAUGAAAGUGCAAUUAAAUCUAGUUGGAUGGAACUUGAUGACAUAACACUUCAGCCAUCAAUUUGGUCGAUAACUUAUGCAUUAUUGAAGCUACGUGUGACGAUACUGAUUAGAGAUUUGCAACGAUUAUACCUCAUGAUUCUAGUUCCACUACUUUGCUGUGGUGUUGGAUUGUACUUGAACUCUAUACAGGUCGUAACACCAACAAUGCGAUCUAUUUUGCUCAAUAAUGAUACAUAUGAGGAUGCUAAGAUUGCUGUGAUAGGCAACUACAACAAAAAUCCAAAUGAAAUUUUUAACGCAAUGGACAUAUCAAAUUUUGACGACGGACCAGAGACGGGUCCUGGUGACUACAUAGACGAUCCACCAGUAAUUUUAUCAUCAACAUCAAAUGCAAUAAUUGAUGAACUCAGGAAACUCAUCAACAUCGAUGAAUCAUUUACUGGCAGUUACGCUUUGUUCCUUAAUUUUACACCGCACAUGGCAGCUUUUAAUUUUACAUCAGCAACAUGCAGCAAUAUGACAUUGACGGUCCUUUAUAAUGAUACAGCAAUGCAUAGUCUACCUGUGGCAUUGAAUAUCCUCUCGAAUGCAAUUUAUCGAACAAUUUCACCAUCUGAGGAUAUCCGGCCAAUAGAAGUUCAAUCACAUCCAUUAAUGAUUACAGCACAAAGUCAAGAAUUCAAUAUUGGGACAUUCUCAACUGCUCUGUUUAUUGGAAUGAUCUUUGUUCUUAUUCCUGUAUCUUUAGCUAUUGAUAUGGUCUACGAUCGUGAAAUGCAAGCUAAGAAUCAACUUCGAGUCAAUGGACUUGCCAUCACUUUGUACUUUACGUCAUUUUUCGUCGUCAUUUUUGGUCUCACAAUCAUCAUUUGCAUCUUCUUACUCAUUAUGGUCUUUGCCAUGGACAUUCCAUCAUUUCAACAUCCAUCAGCACUUGUAACAAUUGGUCUAUUUAUCAUCAUUUACUCACCAUCAGCAAUUCUAUGCAGCACAUGCUCUUCAUACUUUUUCGACAAAACUGACUCAGCUUUAACAUUUCUUCCAAAUAUUUUAACAUUUGCCGGUUGUGUGCCAUUCAUUCUUGUUGCAUUCUUGGACAUGAUGGGAAUUGAUGCAAAGGCAACAAUCUUAUUGCAUUAUUUCCUGUCCAUACUCAAUCCAAUGUACAUUCCGUAUGCAUUAAUCUAUUUCGUUGAUCGAAUCUACAUUGCAUGCAGCAUAAGUAAUGCUUGUUCAAAUCUCACAAUUGCCAAUUACAUGACCGAGGAGAUUAUUGUUAUAUUGGCAAGUUCAUUACUCCAUAUUCCAAUUUGGUCGGUGUGUUUGAUGAUUGCGGACAUAAAGAAAAAUGGCGGGAAAAUUAGAGAUUUGAUUAAAAGGAAGAAGAACGAGUUGGAGGAACCAGUUGAAGAAUAUACUGGAGAUUAUGAGGAUAGUGAUGUUAAAAUGGAACGGGAGAAAGUUGCAAAGAUGUCAAUGUGUGAACAGAGCGACGAGGCUGGACAACCUAUCGUUAUUGUUAAGAAUCUUCGCAAAGACUUCAAGGAAUCAAGCCUCUUCUCAUCAUGCUGUACACCAGGAAAUGGUGAAAAAACAACAACAGCCAUUCGAUGCCUUUCAUUUGCUGUUGAACCAGGUGAAGUUCUCGGUCUCCUCGGUCAUAAUGGUGCUGGAAAGACAACAACAUUGAGGGUCAUGACUGGCGAGAUUGCAGCAACAAAAGGACAAAUUAAUAUUGGCGGGAAGAAUAUAACAAGCAGUCAUAAUGAUGUGUUCAAGAUGAUGGGAUAUUGUCCUCAAUAUGAUGCAUUAUGGAAGAAUGUAACAGUUAGGGAGCAUUUGGAGGUUUAUGCAGCUAUCAGGGGUGUUGGUGUUAAGGACAGGAAAAGACUGAUAAAUACGUAUCUUCAUGGCCUACACAUAACUGAGCAUGCAAACAAGCAAACAAGACACCUUUCAGGAGGCACCAAACGUAAAUUGAGCUAUGCAAUUGCUAUGUUAGGAUCACCUAAGAUUGUGCUGCUUGAUGAACCAUCAACUGGAAUGGAUCCAAAGUCAAAGAGGUUUUUAUGGGACACCAUUUUAGCGAGCUUUCAAGGAUCACGUGGAGCAAUCUUGACGACUCAUGCAAUGGAAGAAGCUGAUGCUCUGUGCUCUAAAGUAGGAAUUAUGGCAAAAGGAGAGCUAAGGUGCCUCGGAUCAACGCAGCAUCUCAAGAACCUCUACGGAGCUGGCUACAAUCUAGAAGUUAAACUAAAGCACCUCGAUGCCUUACACACAAGUUCCUCGUUCGAUAAUAUUCAAGUGCAAGCGAAGAAAGAAUGUAAAAAUUUUGUCUUUGAAAUGUUUCCAAAUGCAAAGAUUGAGGAAAGUUUUGGUGAUCGAAUUGUGUGCUCGAUACCACAGGAUAAUGUGAGCUCGUUGGCACAGUGCUUUGAAAAGUUGGAGAAAGUCAAACUAACACUAGGAAUUGAAGAAUACUCAUUUAGUCAAACAACACUGGAGCAAGUGUUCCUUAAACUUGCACAUUACGAGGACGAUAUCAAUAGUGAAAUUAGAAUUGAGUAAAAAUUUAAAAAAAUUAAAUAAUCUAAAAACAGUCAUUUUUCUCGUCAAUAUCCACCAAAAUGUCAACAACAAUAACAAAAUGCUGUUGAAUCUGAACACAGUUAUUAAUCUUAUCAGACUAGAUGAAAAGAGAAUAAAAAAAUAAAAUUUAAAAAAUAAUAUAAAGAAAAGUUGAAAAAUUUGUGAAAUAUAGAAGUGAAUGGGAUUUUGAGUGCAAUGUUUAGUUGGGGUGGGAAACUAAGAUUCGGCGUGGACAUAAUUUGAUUAAUCUGUUCUUGAGCAAGCUGUCUUGGCUCCUGCAAAUUGAAAUGAAAGUUUUAUUUUUGUUGCUAAAAUGCAAAGAAUUUU